Messenger RNA from Girardinichthys multiradiatus, 1914 nucleotides. It is a transcript of the gene pdcd2l, whose product is annotated as programmed cell death 2-like. The record is from RefSeq and is a predicted model, not a curated record. Lineage: Eukaryota; Metazoa; Chordata; Actinopteri; Cyprinodontiformes; Goodeidae. Gene Ontology annotation, cellular component: cytoplasm. The transcript has 2 exons. The coding region runs from base 465 to 1523 and encodes 352 amino acids.
AUUUAUAUAUUUUUUAUUCUUUCUUUUUGAAUAAACAUAUUUAUUGUAAUAAUAAGGCCAUACUUUAGGAAAAAAAAGAGGAACCCCAUCCCUGGUUGUGCCGAUGCCUCACGGGUAAAGAAGAUUAAUGAUUUAUUUAUUCAGAAUCUAAAAGUUGGCACUCAUGGUGUCAAUUAUAACUUCCGUUUACAGAUUUUCUGAAUAACGAUGUCACUGAGCUUUGUUAGUACUCUCCGAGUGGCUGAACAGUUUUCAUGAGGAGAAUCCUUUCUGAUGUUUUUUUCCGCAGUACAUCGCUGAAUAAACAUUGUGAAUAAAAACCCAGAGCAAACUCUUUGCAGUUAAUCUCUUGGUUUUACUUUACAGUCACAAACACUGUGGAAGGGCUUUAUCGGAAGCACUAGCAUUUCUUUUCGGUCCGGUAGAAACGUUUCUCAUGCGAGAAAGGUUCCUACCUGUGAGCGAUGGCCCAGGAACAACUUCUGCUCGGUCUCUGUGAUGGAGAGCUGGAUCCCAGGAAAUACCGCUCCUCGUUCCUGACAAAUAAAGUCGGGGGGGAACCGGACUGGCCACCGGCUAUCUCCCGGCAGUCUCCCCGCUGUGCGGUUUGUAGCGGUCCUUUAGCCCACGUGGUGCAGGUGUACUGCCCGCUUCAGGGCUCCCCUUACCACAGAAACCUUCACAUGUUCGCCUGCUGCCAACCUGGCUGCAGCGGGCUGCCAGGUAGCUGGACGGUUCUCCGCUCCCAGUGUGUGGAAGCUACCAACCAGUCCCCCCCGUCUCAGGUGGUUAUUCCGUCGGCCACAGAUUGGUGUGAGUCCGCUGAUGUCUGGGGGAUCGAGGGGGAGAAAUGUUCUUCUGGAUGUGGGGGACGUGAAGAGCUUCAGGAACAGGCUGGAGAUCUGCAAACAGAAGUGAGUGCUACAGUCUGCCAGAUGGAUGCCAGCUCCAGUCUUCAGCAGCUAAGUCUGGUAGAGUCUAAAGACCUCCCCGUCUUUCGUCCAUUCUUUAUCAGCGUGGUGGAGGAGUCAGAACUGUGUGGUGAAGAUGACAAGCUGGAGCAUGCUCAGGUGCUUCUGAGGGAGUAUGAGAGGAGGGAGGGCAAAGGAGUGGGGGGGCUGGAGGAGAGCAGUGACGAUGGUGAGAAGUAUGAAAAGACCAAAGCCAGACACGGAGAUGCUGUCUUCUCCAGGUUUAUGAAGACAAUUUCAGUGUGUCCACAGCAGAUCCUGCGCUACUGCCGCCACAGGAAACCACUCUUUAUCUCUAAGCCACCAUCCAAUAUGUGUCAGGUAGUUCCAGUGUGUAGCUCCUGUGGAGAACCCAGGACUUUUGAGCUGCAGCUAAUGCCUGCUCUGGUCAGCCUGCUGCGGAGAAAAGACAGCAGCUUGGAGAACGAGCUGGAGUUUGGGACCGUAUUGGUUUUUACCUGCACAAAGAGCUGCUGGACUGCAAGGUCAGGCUGCCCUGUGGAGGAGUUCUGCUUUGUUCAGUGUGACCCAGAUCAGCAGCUCUUUAAAUGACUGAGCAGGUUAAUUAAUCUAACCAUUACUUCAUACACAAAAAAGGAAGAAAUAAAUAUGUAUACCUGUAUUACAAAAUGGAAGGCUUAAAUGGUAAAAAACUACCCGUUUUUUAUUUGUCCCAACAGAACCAUUAAAACAUUAGUUAUAAUGGUUCUGUCUCUUUUAAUUAAUGCAUAAUAUAUUGUUAUCCUCAAUCAUGGAAGUUUUUAGUGUAAUGCCAUAAAAAAGCCAGCAGAUGGAACACAGAACUACUGCUUUAAAAAUCAAAUCUUAGACACAGUUUGCAUUUCCAGUAUUAAGACACUGCAUUUAUGGAAGUAAAUUUGUCCCAAUAUUCAAAUUAAAAUGGAUUAAUAAAAUGUUUUUUUAUUUUCAAAAUGAAGCUGCA